Magnolia sinica is the source of this 935-nucleotide messenger RNA. RefSeq lists its product as uncharacterized. NCBI's taxonomy places the organism in Eukaryota, Viridiplantae, Streptophyta, Magnoliopsida, Magnoliales, Magnoliaceae. The transcript has 4 exons. Bases 37 to 798 code for a protein of 253 amino acids. The record is from RefSeq and is a predicted model, not a curated record.
AGAUCUCUCUCUCUCUCUCUCUCUCUCUCUCUCAAAAUGGGAAAGAUAGAAGAAGAAGAAGAAGAGGCUAAUCUCAAAUCACAGCUAGUGACUGACAUCUGCUUCAUAGCAUCCAGAUUUACUUCCUGCCCGCACCGUCGCCGACACCCAAGAAAACCUGCUUUCAUAGAUUGGUAUCUUCUUCUUCGAAUCAAAGAAGAUGCUGGAAUCGACGCCAUCAGGAAGCAAUAUCGUCAAUUGGCUUUACAACUUCAUCCAGAUAAGAACAGGCAUCCAAAGGCUGAGGUUGCAUUCAAGCUCAUCUCAGAGGCAUAUGCAUGUCUUUCCGACAAAGUAAAAAGAAAAGCCUUCAACUGUGAGAGACAGAACAGCUUCUGCAAUGAAUGCGACGCAAGAUUCCAGUCUGAAAACCACAAUCCGGCCAACUUUCCAAACACUGAAAAACUGAAGCAAUGCUAUUCUGCAGAAAGGGCAAGAUCAAAUAGAGUUUUACAGACUCUGAAACUCAGAGAGAGACUCAAGGAGGAAGCCAAGGUGAUAGAGAACUGCUUGAGAGCCCAUGAAGCUUCCAAGAAAGAAUUUCCACUUUUUGAUCCAUCAGACUAUCUAUUCUUUCCGAAUUACCCACACCACCGGUCUCAGAUUUUCAUUAAUCCCAACAAGGACUUUCGGGGGGUCCCACAUACUGGAAAUAUUCGAAUGCAUGACUACAAAAGAGGGAAGUGUGAAUCCCCAGUUUAUGAGAUCAGAUCAGGAAACCGAUCGGCCCGGACCAGGCCCACCACAUGCAGAUCCUGAUUCUGCCAGUACAUGGAUAUGACAAUGAAAAGCAGCACACAAUCUUAGAUGAUUCGUGAGUGGCUGGCCUCUCAUUUGGGUCUUUGUGUUUACAUCUCCAAUGUUUUUUUUGUAGGAUGAUUCAAAAUGAGAAACUU